AUGACCAGCUUGAAGCCCGAAGUAACGACUUUCCAAUCACUACUUGAAUGGAACCUGGCGCCACUAAGCCUUGAAAGGCGAACUGCAGCCCGACCCAACAUGCAUUUGCAUUUGCAGACACAAAGACUGGAUGCAGAAACAGAAACGACAGAGUCUACUGUCCUCGAAAAACGCCCGUAUUUGAAAUUCUACGAUCCGAAGGAAGCUGCACUGCGAGAGAAGAUCUGGUGCCCCUUGCACGAUUGUUUGGAUCAAGUCGAUGCCGGGUCAGUUGAGUGCCUUGCUCAGGCAAAUCUGGUAUUGAUCGCCAACCAAGGUCAUCUUCAACAGUAG
Fusarium graminearum PH-1 is the source of this 333-nucleotide messenger RNA. RefSeq lists its product as uncharacterized. NCBI's taxonomy places the organism in Eukaryota, Fungi, Ascomycota, Sordariomycetes, Hypocreales, Nectriaceae. The coding region runs from base 1 to 333 and encodes 110 amino acids. The record is from RefSeq and is a predicted model, not a curated record. The transcript is spliced from 3 exons.